Molecule: messenger RNA, 1023 nt
Organism: Rosa chinensis
Lineage: Eukaryota; Viridiplantae; Streptophyta; Magnoliopsida; Rosales; Rosaceae
Product: F-box/LRR-repeat protein At4g14103
Exons: 1
Coding region: 1-1023 (340 amino acids)
Source: RefSeq, a predicted model, not a curated record
AUGGAGCCCAAGUGUGAGUUGGGAGCAAUGACAAGUUCUCAUGUUCUAGGAACUUCUAGUGAGAGUAUCAUCAUCGACAGAUUUAGUGAUCUCCCAGAUGAAAUUGCUCAUCACAUUCUUUCCUUCCACUGUGGCAUCUUAAUGAACCUCAUCCGAGAGGGCGCAGUGUCCAAGAGAUGCAGACAACUUUAUCUAUCACUUCCGUCUUUGAUUAUUGUUUCAGGUCAUGUUUCAAACUGCACCAGGUCGAGGGUAAGGUUGAUGAAUUAUUGGGACAGGUACUUGUUUCAUCGUGGUGAUAAUAAGAUAGAGUGCUUUGGCAUUUGCUGGUCUUUCGAUGCCGCAGUCAAUGCAGAGAUAAGUGAUGAGUUUUUUCGAAUCACCACGUGGAUCCAAAAUGCAGUAAGGUGUAAUGUUAAAGUGCUUCACCUUGAAUUCACUCAAAACAACUUGAAUAUAGUUGUGUUACCAUCUUGCAUCUUUCAUUGUCAUUCUUUGACGGAACUCUAUGUGAACUUGAGUGGGGGUGAUAUUCAAUCACCCUCCUUGUCUUUUUCAAGUAAUCUCCAGCACUUGGAGUUGAAGGAUGCUAUGCUUGAAGAUGACCAGUUUUUCGAAUGGAUAUCAUCUUCCUGCAAAUGCAUCAAGGAAUUACGUCUUGAAAAUGUUAGUGGAAUAAAAGAUAUCACGAUUGAGAGCUCGUCUUUGGAAAUUUUUAUUUAUCUGUUUCCUUUUAACAAUUAUGAGCUCUGGGAUCUUAACAUUUCAGGGGAGAAACUUGAAGAAAUAAUAAUACUUUGGCAUUUUGAUUCGAAUGAUGAUUCAAGACGUGGUCUUAUACCUCGCAUCAGGUCGCUAAAUAUUCCCGCCCCAAAGCUUAAAAAGAUCACGUGGGGUGGGAACUUUCUGGAUCAUCAGCAUCUUGGGAACUUGAUGUGCUUAGAAGAAGCUAAGAUUUUUCUGGUCCCCGACUUAGAUGACUUCAAUAACCCAUUUGAGGUUCUCUGCAGUAUUCGCUGUUAA